AAUAAUUUCGGAUUUCAAAAUGAAGUUCAUCGAUUUAUUUUCAUUUUUACCGACUUGUUCGAACGAUAAUCUCGAAUAUUCGAUUGUUCCACUAGAAAUGAGAAUUAAAAUGAUGCCGAUCGAUCAAAGAACAGGGAUUGACCGCAUCGUUGCAGGCAUAGUUCGUAAAACUAACGUGAGAUUUAAUGGAGACGGAUAAUCCCUCUUUGUUUCGAUGAAAACUUGGAUUAUAGAAAAAGGAAAAGGAAAAGUAAAAAAAGAAGAAAGGAUAAGCGAUGGAGGAGACCCUGAAUGUGAGUGGUGGACGUCUUUGCCUUUCGAUGGAGGAUCAGGAGAUCCUAGAGGAUCCUAGGACACCGACCCUUAGAAGAAUCAGUUAUAGCAUCGUUCUACCUGCCAUCUGUUGCUUGGGUAUUAUCGGUAACAUGUUGAAUCUGCUUGUACUUACGAGAAGAAAUAUGCGGGGUACUGCUUACAUUUACAUGAGAGGUUAUUCCGUGGCGGCUUUACUCGCUAUCCUUUUCUGCAUUCCAUUCGCGUUCAGAGUUUUCAUUCAUAAAGAGACAGGACAGUGGAACAAUUGGCCUCAAGCUUUUUAUCAUGCACACCUCGAACUCUUUCUUGGAAACGGAUGUCUUGGUGUCGGAGUGAUGAUGUUACUGGCAUUGACGGUUGAGCGUUACGUGAGCGUUUGCCAUCCAGGGCAACACACGCGACCACUUUGCGGACCGCCGCAUUUGACCGUGGCUCUUAUUCCUCUUGCUACCUUUUUGCUCUAUCUACCCAGUAUAUUUCGUAGUGAAGUAACUACUUGCCUUUUGGCACCUGGAGGAUCUCUCAUCUAUCAAAAAAGAGAGAAUACAUCCUUUCUACACUCCCUUUUCUAUCAGGUAUAUAAAAUAGUACUGGAAGUAGUUUUCAAGAUCGCACCGACGAUACUGCUAGCAGGUUUCAAUCUGAGGAUCAUGGUGGUCUAUAGAAGAUCUUGCGAGCGACGUCGUCGUAUGACUUUGUCAAGAACUGUUAGCAACGAUGAAGAUUCUAGAACGUUUGCCGAAGAACGAAGGUUGAUACUUCUUCUUGGUAGCACCAGUAUACUCUUUCUGGUCUGUGUCAGCCCAAUGGUUAUUCUUAACGUCACUCUAAGCGAGAAUAACCUCAGUUAUUUUUCUUAUCAGGUUUUUCGUGCUUUGGCCAAUCUUCUGGAAGUUCUCAAUUACUCCAUCACUUUCUAUAUUUAUUGUCUCUUUUCUGAGGACUUUCGAAACACCUUGAUGCGUACGUUGCAAUGGCCUUGGCUGGUCAAAAGUGGACAAGAAGGACGAAGAGCGCCUAUGAAACGUUCGCCAUUGGCAAGACCCACCACAACGACGACUCCUCCUACAACCGCUGUGCCAACGCCAGGUCAUUUGACGCGUGCCAGUGUCUAAUGAUGAAGAAGACAAGUGUUCGAUUUGGCUAUUUAAUCUGAUGCCCAAAAAGAUACUAAACUACUUUCUUGGCGAUUUAUCAAAACUCAACGUUUAGGUAUCCUCGCAUAUUAUGCGUUGAGCGACUAAAACAUUUUUAAACGAUAUCGUACUUGCUCCUCCUCGUACUCCUUCAUUUAUCUUCGCAUCUUUAGAUAGUAAGUUUUUAUAUAAGAAUAAAUAAGAAAAUCGACUGCCAAAGACGAUAAUGUUUUAACAACAUUAGUAAGAAGAGAAAAAAUGAAUGAAUGGUACAUAAUCGUAUUUAACUCUUUCCUUACCAAAGCUGUUUGCUAUAUACUCAAAAUGACUAUAUUUUAUAGUCACCUAACCAAAUUAAAUUGAUUGAAUCGUAGGUAAAGUUAGAUAUAUCGAUAACUUUAUUUAUCAUUGAUUUUAUAUUCCUGAAACCUUCAAAAAAGAUUUUUUUUGUGACUUUUAACAAUGGGGAUAUGUUUAAUGGACCCCGUGGAGUCUUUCUCAACAAGUUACUAUGAAUAAAUGCUUAUGCACACCUGUAAAUAAUCAAUUAAUAAGUGAACGUUGAAAGCACCCCAUUUAUGACUCACUGCGUAACAAAAAUUACGGUCUUUUUAUCAAUCGCGUAUAAUGCAAUUAAUAUUUGUCCGAUUUUAAAAUAUAAUUAUAGAAUU
This is a messenger RNA of Polistes dominula (European paper wasp), 2122 nucleotides long. RefSeq names its product putative G protein-coupled receptor B0563.6. Gene Ontology annotation, cellular component: membrane. Lineage: Eukaryota; Metazoa; Arthropoda; Insecta; Hymenoptera; Vespidae. Gene Ontology annotation, biological process: G protein-coupled receptor signaling pathway. The record is from RefSeq and is a predicted model, not a curated record. Gene Ontology annotation, molecular function: G protein-coupled receptor activity.